CUUAAUUAACUUUUUUGACAUAGCACGUGAGUAGACAAUUUUUCCAAACAAAAAAUAGAAGAGCUUCCACCACUUAAAGAAACAGGAGGUUACUUUUGCGGAUUUCUACUACGGACAACUAGCUCUGUCAGAAUGUCACAAAUGCGAUUCUUCCUUGUUGCGCUGCUUCUUGCUUCCCAAGAUCUGUUUUUAGCAGGAGUGUACUCAUCGACGAAAUUGAUGUUCACGAACAAGUGCGAACAAACGAUUUGGCCGGGCAUUUUGUCGAACGCCGGUGUUGCACCGCUGGAUAUCACCGGGUUUUCGUUGGAGAGGGGCGAAUCGAAGACGAUCAGUGCUCCGUCGAGCUGGGGAGGUCGGUUAUGGGGUAGGACCCAAUGCACCGAAGAUUCCGCCGGGCAAUUCAGCUGCGUCACAGGCGAUUGCGGGUCGGGGAAGGAGGAAUGCGCCGGCGGAAACGCCGCCCCCCCGGCUACGCUGGCGGAGUUCACCCUGGAUGGGAGCGGAGGGAUGGACUUCUAUGACGUGAGCCUAGUGGACGGCUACAACCUGCCGAUGCUGGUGGUCCCGCAGGGCGGAUCUGGGGCGAACUGCUCGGCGACGGGAUGCCGGGUGGACGUGAACGGACUCUGCCCGUCGGCGCUGAAGGUGACGAGCUCGGAGGGAGAUAUGGUGGCGUGUAAGAGCGCGUGUGAGGCUUUCGGCGACCCGGAGUACUGUUGCAGCGGCGCGUUCGGCACACCCGACGCUUGCAAGCCGUCGAGUUACUCGAUGAUGUUCAAAGGGGCUUGCCCGAGCGCGUACAGUUACGCGUACGACGAUAGGACCAGCACCUUCACCUGUUCCGGCGCGCCAGAUUAUGUAAUUACCUUCUGUCCAUCUCCCAACACCAGGUUAGGUUCAU
Cuscuta epithymum is the source of this 904-nucleotide messenger RNA. Lineage: Eukaryota; Viridiplantae; Streptophyta; Magnoliopsida; Solanales; Convolvulaceae. The record is from the annotation of a GenBank genome assembly.